Heterotrigona itama is the source of this 5508-nucleotide messenger RNA. NCBI's taxonomy places the organism in Eukaryota, Metazoa, Arthropoda, Insecta, Hymenoptera, Apidae. The record is from the annotation of a GenBank genome assembly.
AUGGAAGAUGAAGAUGGUGAAAGUAAAAUCAUGGAUAUGUGGAGCAUUUUGGGAAAGCAACAACAACUUAAAGACACUUCUAUUGGAAAUUCGUUAAAGUCAUCAAUUGACAAUAUAUACACCGAUGUAAUAGAAGAAGAGAAACAAUUAUUGCAGUAUAAUUCUAUUACAACCAAAGAUUCACCAAGCAAGAAUAACACUACAGGAUCAAAAAUUGUAUUUAAAGGGUUUAAGAAACGUAUUCUGGCACAAGCUCAAGAGACGCAAACAAAUACGUUAAAAAAUAUAGCGCAGGAACAGCAAUCGCAACAUUCUAAUGCAUUGUCCAGAAGCAGCAAGGAGAAAAGAGCGGAAAUUAAACGGGGCAAAAUAACGGAAUAUGCACAAUAUUUAGGUCUUCAGCCUUCAUCGAAAAAUAAGUGUUCAAAGUGUCAGUCAUCGUCAAAUUUGUGCUCUACGUUGAAACAAAGUUCAUGUACUUGUAGUUCCACAAUGACGCCAAUGCCCAGUACAUCGGAAUCAUCUAUAGUGCCACAUUCACCUAAUUUCAAAAUCACGAGGAAGGUUUAUCUUUGCGCGGCAUGUGGCACGUAUUUUGAAAAUUGGAACUUGUUUUUACACAUGAGGGACAUACACAAACGUCAUAUAUGUUUAUUUUGUCUUGGAAUGUUUGGGCAAGCCGAGAGGCUGUCGCAUCAUUUAACAAAGAAGCACAGCGUUCCAGAGAUGGCGUUCACGUCUGUCGAAGAUUUUUAUGGUGCUUUCAAAGGAUCGUGUUACUUAGUUUGUUGUACGUGCGAGAAAGUUUUCUCAGAAACGGAUAACUUUUAUAAUCAUUUUUGUUCGCCAACGUCUAAGCAAGAUGUCACUGCUUCCAUAUGCACGUUAUGUAGACAAACAGGCUCACACGCAAGUACAUGCAGUUUGGCCGUUGAAACCAACAAAGAAGUAAAUCCUACUUUACCAGCUGCUGUGCAAACAGGGACUACAACAUCGGCUAACAUGCUUGAUAAAGGUGUAAAUAGUGACAAUAAGACUGUUGCAAGGAAAUCAAUGAAAAACAAUAGGUCUAAAUACAUGGAGGAUGGUACGACGAAUCAGCAGAAAAUGAAUGUUCACGGGAAAAAGAUGAAUAAUAAAAUCGCCGUGUCUCAGUCGAACGAGAGCCAAGCAUUUGACGAAACAUCGAACAGGGAUGAAAAUUCUCGAAACGUAGUAACGCACGAUUUAGUUAAAGACACGGUUUCAGAGACGAUAAUGGAGGUCUCGAAGUAUAUCGAAGAGUCGUCUGAAGGUAAGGAAGGAUCAAACGAAAAAGAGAUUUGUCAAAGUAAUUCAAAGUUGAAUUCAACCGAUUCACCUAGCCAUACCAUGCCAUACGAUAGUGUAACAGAAACUAUUAUGGAGGUAUCACGAUGUACAAAUAACGUAGAAGAGUUUGGUGACAAAAGUAAGAGAGAGAGUAUAGAUGUAGUCGACACGUUGAAUAACUCUGACAAAUCGGAAACGAAUUCCAGCGAAACGGCCAAGCUCGACGGGGGGACAAUCGAGGUGGACAAUGUUAAUUCGGCAAGUCGAGAAACAGAAGCAGAUGCGAUCAAAGAGAAGCUAGAAGAAGACACGUUGAAAACGGACGACUCUAAUUCCCACGAGUGUGAGAGUGUCGCUCAUAGUCCAGUCAGUCGAUCGUUAUUCAGCCCGCAGCACGAGUCACACUUGUCCGACGUUGUUGUUCAGCCCAAAGAAGAAACCACUUGCGACAAUGAUAAUAAAGAAAAUUUCGACGUACCUAACGAAUCUCAGUCUUCGGUGUCGUUCAACGCUACCAGCGAAACGUCCGAUAGAAGUUUAGUCAUAAAGAUAUGUACCAAUAGAAAUUCUCAGUUCUCUGUCGCGACUCACAGGGAGAGCGCAGAGGACGGCAUUGGUAAGAAGGAAGAGGAAAACAACAAUGCGGAAAGCUCGCUGACAGAGGAGAGACAGUCUGAUAUUUUCGAAGAGGAGAAGGACAACAACGCCGGUUAUCAAGUGAAUGACGAAGACAGCGAUUCCGAUAGUUUGAAAUUAGCGGUGGUAGACAAUGUGGCCGAAGAGGCCGAGGAUGUGGACGAGAGGAGCGAGCAGAGAGCGGUAACAGGGAUUGAAAUCGAGACGAAUAUAACAAGUAUCGAGAGUAAUGGAAAUCAGACGGAGAUGAUGAAGACAACGGUCGACGUGAACGACACGUCGAGUGUGAAAGAGGAUGAGAAAGCGAAAGGGGAUGGCGAAGAUCACGCGGAGAAUACAGUAGAGUCGCAGAUGCAGCAGCCGAACGAUAGCAUAAUACUGGCUGGGGAGGAUGUACCUUGCAUCGAUCUCAACGUUGACGGCACUUUAGACAGCAUAGAGAUAGAGGAUUUACUGAAACGUUGUAUAGAAGCAGCCAGCCCUUUCUGCGUUUAUUGUAAUCACGCGCGUCACAUAGCAGUGAAUGGGAAGCAGUUAGGAUUGCACAUGCUUGCAGAGCAUAAGUUCCAACCUCAGCAUCCCGCCAUAAUCAUCCAGCCGGAGCAGUUUGUCGUUAGAGUGAAAAAGUCCCUCGACGAGCUGGACUCUUACUCCUUUAAUUUAGAUUCUUACAGUAGCACAAACGGUACAUACAAUAUCCCAAGCGUGAGAACGUACGAAUGCUUUCAUUGUAGAUUUCAUUCUGCCAUACACAAGGAACUUUACCUGCACAACCGGAAGAUGCAUCAAAAGACAAUCUUAAUUUGUAUAAUGUGUAAAUCCACUUUCUAUAGUUACAGCGAGUUACUUUGCCACUUGUGUCCUGGCAUAUACUCGCCAAAUAUCAACGUCAGGUACAGGUGUUGCCUUUGCCCGGUGGCAAACCUCCCAUCCGCAUUUAGAUUGAUGGUACACCUGCGUAAAAGGCAUCACGCGUGCGACGUCUGCCUGGAGUCUACCGGGAAUCAGCAGCGUCUGUCGAAUCACGUUUGGAAGCACAAGCUUCAUCACCUGUGCUACAGAUGCGGCAUUGCGUACAGGAACAAACCGGACAUCACGAAACAUCUGUUUUGGAAGCACGGGACGGAGAGCGUACUGUGCAAGAAAUGCCUACAGAAAAAGUGGCCACAUAUUUAUCACUUUUGCAUACCACCGACAGCUUUCGUCUGCGAAGAGUGUGGCUCUAGUUUCUCGCGAGCAGUCGCCCUGAAGGUACACAAGAGGUUACAUUCCGGAGAUCAUCCGUACCCUUGCAGCGAGUGCUCCGAGCGUUUCAUAUCUCGAAAGCUGUUGGCCAAGCACGAGGAUGCUCACAAAGAACCGCCAGCGGCGAUCGGCGCAAACCUGAUUGACACGAUGAGUCAGCAUCCGGUGGUCAACGAUCAAGAGAAACUGGACAAGGAAAAGGUAGGCGUGACCGAUGGCAACGCGACUGUUGCCGAGUCGAUGAAAGACGUUAAAGAGCCUGUGAAAAAGGUAGUCGAUGUCUACGAUCUGCCACCUUUGAACUUGUCCUCGGACAGCGACACAGACUCCGAGGAAAAGAAACCCGAGACCAAGGAAUCCGAGAACGUGGAACUGGUGAAAUCGGCCGAGGAGAAUCAAGCAACGUGCUCCACCGUGGACCAAGCGAGGCCCGUUUCUUCCUCCGUGGAGCCUGUCGUCGACAGCAUAGUAGAGGUUGAACAGAACGAGGAAGAGAAGGAGCAAGGAGCGCAGAUCAUGGACGGUAUCUGGGACAAUUUCAAGAGCUACACGGCCAGUUUAGAGAUGAAAGAGACAGCAGCCGGCAGCUUUGCGAUCAAAGAGUCAGAGCCGGAAACCGACGUGGCGUUCUUGAGGAGUAUAGUACUGGCCGAUCACGAUUACUGCGUUGUAUGGUCGGACAAAGAGACCGACAAAGACGCAGCGGCAGCGGCGGCGGCGGCGGCGUCUUCGUCUUCGUCGUCUUCGUUCAAGGCGAAAGAAGACGCGGUGAACUCGAGCGGGGACCAAGAUUAUUUAAACAAGGUGGUGGAGAAGAGUCCAACGUUGGAUGCCAACGACGUGCAAAAUGGCAACGCGGACGAGCCAAAUGGCAAGAAGGCGAAAAGUCCGAAGAAAAAGAAGCAAGGUGGAAGUACAUCGUCCAGCGACUCGUCCAGCGACAGCGAUUCCAGCAGCUGUUCCUGCGGGACGAACUGCAGCUGCAGCAGUUCGUCGUCCGGUAGCUCUUCCAGUUCUAGCAGUAGCUCCGACUCGGACAGUUCCACCUCGGAGGGUUCUCCGAAGAAACAGUCGAGCCGGAAGGAACGGAAAAAGGAGAAAGAGAGCACGCAGGAGCCGGAGAGCAAGCAGAUCUCUCCGGAGAUGAAGAACGGAUCGGCGACGGUGCCGGUGGUGGAAGCAGUUUGCCCGCCGCAGCUCUCGCUGAAGGAGUCCGAUCUGGAGACCGAGGAGACAGAGACGGACGAGGACUUUUACGACGAGCAUCCUCAACAGCUUGCGAACAAACUGCUCGCGGAGAAGCGAAAUCAGCUGAUGCUGUUGGCCGCGGUCGCACCUGCGUCCACAGAGUCGGCGAUCCCGUUGAACAACGGGUUAACGGACACGGACACGGCGGCUCCUUCUCCGGAUCCAAUUUCUGCCACCACGGUGGAAAAUCAGUCGCAGCACCAACAACAACAGCAGCAGCAGCAACAACAACUGCAGCAGAAGAAAAAGGUGAAAACGAAGAAACGAAAGAAGGGGGAAAAGACGAAACAGCGUAACUCGACGCCGACGGUCGAGUCGAUUAAACUAAACAUUCCUAAAGCGUUUUACCAAAAGAAUCCGGGUUAUUCGGCGUCGUCGCCGGCGUUGAACGUGUCGACGAACGACGUGCACGCGAUGAACGCGGCCAUCGAAUCGCACGCGAUAGGGGCGGCUGGUGGUCAAGGGCAGAUCGGUGGCAGUGGUUCCGAGGCGGAGAGCAACAAACGGUCGUCGAAACGGAAACGAGUACCGAAACGAUUCUACGGCGACUCGAGCGACGACGAGGCGGAGAAACAGCCGACGGUGAAGUGGAGGAAAGUGGAGGCGGCGGCAGCUUCAUCGUUCGCGACAGUGCCGCCAACCGUGGUGAAACAAUUGCCACCGAGGCUGCCAUUUGGCGGUAAGAGCAUGGCUUAUAGGCCGAUCGAGAGCCAAUCGGAUAAUCUGGCGAUCGCCGCGGCGUCUGCCACCGAGUCAGAGGAACCGGAAGCGGAGAGCAGCACCGACUCCAGCGACACCGAAGUAGAAUCCAGCCAGCAGAUGCAGACGCAUCUGUCGUCUGGUAAUCCGUCGUCGGCCCCGGAACGGCCCGUCAAUUUGUAUUGUUAUUGCCAAUGCCCGUACGACGAAGUGUCAGAGAUGAUAGCUUGCGACGCCGAGGAUUGUCGCAUCGAAUGGUUUCACUUCGAGUGUGUCGGUAUCAUGGUACCGCCGAAAGGCAAAUGGUACUGUCCAGACUGUCGAAAGAAACACGGUAUCGUGCAAAACAGCGAGGACUACUUUGACUGA